AUGGCUGAAGCUCACUUCACAGCUCCCCUAAGCCAGGGCUUUGGCUACGGCAUCGUGGUCGGCCUGGGAUUCGCCUUUGCAUUGUUGAUGAUCUUCAUCACCUGGGCGCUGAAACGAUACCAACAUGAAGUCCAAACCUCAGAAAUGUUCUCCACUGCUGGCCGUACAGUCAAGUCUGGUCUGGUCGCAUCAGCAGUCGUCAGUAGUUGGACAUGGGCUGCCACUCUUCUGCAGUCGUCCACCGUCGCCUACGAAUAUGGAGUCUCUGGUCCAUUCUACUAUGCAGCCGGUGCCACGGUACAGAUUCUCCUGUUUGCGACCUUGGCCAUUGAAUUAAAACGUCGCGCCCCCAAUGCACACACAUUCCUUGAAGUUAUUCGAGCUCGUUACGGCACCGUAGUGCACUGCGUGUUCAUCGUGUUUUGUCUUAUGACAAACAUUCUCGUGACGGCCAUGUUGUUGACUGGAGGAUCGGCCGUGCUACAUGCGCUUACUGGCAUGUCGACACCCGCUGCGUGUUUCUUGCUCCCUAUAGGUGUGGUCUUGUAUACCGUCUUUGGUGGUAUCAAGGCAACCUUCAUUACCGAUUAUUUGCAUACCAUCGUCAUUGUCGUCAUCAUCUUCACCUUUGCGUUCAACACAUAUGCCGUGAGCCCCGCACUAGGAUCCCCCGGCAAGGUGUACGACAUCUUGACAGCAGCUGCCAAAGCCAGCCCCGUGGCUGGAAAUUCGGGUGGUAGUUAUCUGACCAUGCAUUCUCGCGAGGGAGGAAUCUUCUUUGUGAUCAACCUAGUCGGUAACUUUGGAACCGUCUUCUUGGAUAAUGGAUACUACAACAAGGCUAUUGCCGCUAGUCCCGUGCACGCAUUUCCCGGAUAUGUUAUUGGAGGAUUGUGUUGGUUCGCCAUCCCCUGGCUUUGCGCGACGACCAUGGGAUUGACGGCACUCGCUCUGCAGGGAGAUGCAAUCCUCAGCUCAACGGAUGUGACAGCCGGUCUUGUCCUGCCGUAUGCCGCGGUGCAGAUGAUGGGCUACGGCGGUGCGGUCGCUACAACGCUCAUGGUCUUCAUGGCCGUGACCUCUGCAUUUUCCGCACAAUUGAUCGCUGUAUCCUCGGUCUUCACCUAUGACAUCUUCCAAGCAUAUGUCCAACCCUCAGCAAAGGGUAAGAGACUUGUGUGGAUCUCUCACAUGGCUUGUGUCGUCUACGCUUUGAUCAUGGCCGGAUUCGCUACUGGUCUUUAUUAUGCCGGUGUCGGAAUGGGCUAUCUGUAUCUGCUUAUGGGCGUCAUCAUCUCGUCUGCAGUCAUCCCUGGCGCCAUGACUCUAUUGUGGAAAGGACAGAACUGGGUUGCAGCUGCGGUCUCGCCUCCAUUGGGUCUAGCCUGUGCUUUAAUUGCAUGGUUGGUUACGGCCAAGUCUUUAUACGGUGAACUGACCGUCACCACCACUGGGUCCAAUUACCCCAUGCUUGCAGGCAACGUCGUCGCCCUCCUCAGCCCUCUCAUCUUCAUCCCUAUUCUAACGCUAAUAUUCGGCCAACAAAACUACGACUACGAAUCGAUGCGCAACAUCCGCAAAGUCGAUGACUCGGACGUCGCCGCCGACGCUCACGUCGAUCUGGAGCUUAUUCCCGGCGAAGCAGCAAACUUCGCACAGGAAAUGACCGAAGAGGAGACCCACAAACUCAACCGUGCCGCGUUUUAUGCGCGCACACUCACCGUGAUCAUGACGCUGUGUCUGUUGAUCCUCUGGCCUAUGCCCAUGUACGGAUCAGGAUACGUCUUUAGCAAGAAAUUUUUCACAGGCUGGGUCGUUGUCGGUAUUUUGUGGCUGUUCGGAACUGCGUUUGGAGUUGUCAUUUUCCCAUUGUAUGAAGGCCGAGGUAGUAUUGUGUAUACCAUCAAGGCGAUGUGGUUAGAUGCCACGGGCAAAAGGAAGCCUGUUAAUGCGGUUCAUGUAGCUGCCGAAAGAGAGGACAGCGGUCAAGUGACGCCUACAUCGCCGACGCCGGAUGAGAAAUUGUCUGUCAAGACUUGA
Molecule: messenger RNA, 2040 nt
Organism: Talaromyces amestolkiae
Lineage: Eukaryota; Fungi; Ascomycota; Eurotiomycetes; Eurotiales; Trichocomaceae
Exons: 2
Coding region: 1-2040 (679 amino acids)
Biological process (GO): urea transmembrane transport; spermidine transport; putrescine transport
Cellular component (GO): plasma membrane
Molecular function (GO): spermidine transmembrane transporter activity; putrescine transmembrane transporter activity; urea transmembrane transporter activity
Source: RefSeq, a predicted model, not a curated record